CUUGCACCAGUCAAGGAGUCCCACCUCAAUCAAUGGCGGCUACAAACCAUCUUCUGUCUCACUCUCCUUUCCUCCCGAAAACCCUAACACACCAGCAGCACCAAUUUACCCAAAACCCAUUUUCCAGAAUCUCCAUUUUACCACUCAGAAACACCAAAAUCCCCUCCAAGUCUCUCCUCUGUAUCAAAGCAGUCCUCUCACAAGAAAGCACAAAAACCCAAAACCCCCAACAGACGGCAUCGUUCCAACACUGCUUCACCAAAUCCUCAGAUGGAUACCUUUACUGUGAGGGCCUUAAAGUGGAAGAUGUCAUGGAGACUGUUGAGAGAAGGCCGUUCUACUUGUACAGUAAGCCCCAGAUUACUAGGAAUUAUGAGGCCUAUGAGGAGGCUCUUGAGGGGUUGAACUCGAUCAUUGGUUACGCUAUUAAGGCCAAUAACAAUUUGAAGAUCUUGGAGCACUUGAGGCAACUGGGUUCUGGUGCGGUAUUGGUCAGUGGGAAUGAGCUGAGAUUGGCUCUCCAUGCCGGGUUUGAUCCUAAAAGGUGUAUUUUUAAUGGAAAUGGAAAACUGUUGGAGGAAUUAGUUUUGGCUGCCCAAGAAGGUGUUUUAGUUAAUGUGGAUAGUGAAUUUGACUUGGAGAAUAUUGUGGGAGCUGCAAAAAUUGCCGGAAAGAAGGUUAAUGUUUUACUACGAAUCAACCCGGAUGUGGAUCCUCAGGUUCACCCUUAUGUUGCUACUGGCAACAAGAACUCUAAGUUCGGGAUUAGAAAUGAGAAGCUGCAGUGGUUUCUGGAUGCUGUGAAGGCACAUCCCAAUGAGUUGAAGCUUGUGGGGGCUCAUUGCCAUCUUGGUUCAACCAUUACCAAGGUGGACAUUUUCAGGGAUGCAGCAGUUCUUAUGGUCAACUACAUUGACGAAAUACGAGCCCAGGGCUUUGAAAUUGAUUACUUGAAUAUUGGAGGUGGUUUGGGCAUAGAUUAUUAUCAUGCUGGUGCUGUGCUUCCCACACCUAGAGAUCUCAUUAACACUGUUCGAGAAUUGGUCCUUUCACGAGAUCUCAAUCUCAUCAUUGAACCAGGGAGGUCACUCAUUGCAAAUACUUGCUGCCUUGUCAACCGUGUUACUGGAGUCAAAACUAAUGGAACGAAAAAUUUUGUUGUGAUUGAUGGUAGCAUGGCUGAACUCAUUCGUCCUAGUCUUUAUGAUGCUUAUCAACACAUUGAACUGGUAUCUCCUGCGCCAGAAGAUGCUGAAGUUUCAACUUUUGAUGUGGUGGGACCUGUCUGCGAAUCUGCAGAUUUCUUGGGAAAGGAAAGAGAACUUCUAACCCCAGCAAAGGGCUCUGGCUUGGUUGUGCAUGACGCAGGCGCUUACUGCAUGAGCAUGGCAUCAACGUACAAUCUAAAGAUGCGCCCCCCUGAGUACUGGGUUGAAGAUGAUGGAUCAAUCGCCAAAAUCCGGCAUGCUGAGACGUUUGAAGAUCACCUUCGAUUCUUUAAGGACCUGUGAUUGAGAUGUUUUCCAGUUAUUCCGGUGCAGGUCGGGGAAAUUGAAAAUGACACUUAAAUGGAUGGUUCGUUUCCCUACUGUUUAUUCUGUAUUUGAAUGUUUGAACUCGAUUUUACGCAUUGACCACUGUUUGAUUAUCUUUUAAAACUUUAGAAAUUAUUAAAGAAGAGUUGGGAAAGUUUUUACUUAUUGAAGCUCCACACUCCUACAUAAUCCUCCGAAGGGUGUGUUGUACAUCACAAUUGCACUCCAAUGUUUACUCUUACAAUUUUUGUUUCUCAAAAUGACUGGAUAUUGGAAGAGAUUGUGCUUUUGGGGUA
Messenger RNA from Tripterygium wilfordii, 1831 nucleotides. RefSeq names its product diaminopimelate decarboxylase 2, chloroplastic-like. Gene Ontology annotation, cellular component: chloroplast. The transcript is spliced from 8 exons. The record is from RefSeq and is a predicted model, not a curated record. Gene Ontology annotation, molecular function: diaminopimelate decarboxylase activity. The coding region runs from base 33 to 1511 and encodes 492 amino acids. NCBI's taxonomy places the organism in Eukaryota, Viridiplantae, Streptophyta, Magnoliopsida, Celastrales, Celastraceae.